This is a messenger RNA of Penicillium chermesinum, 201 nucleotides long. RefSeq lists its product as uncharacterized. The transcript has 2 exons. NCBI's taxonomy places the organism in Eukaryota, Fungi, Ascomycota, Eurotiomycetes, Eurotiales, Aspergillaceae. The record is from RefSeq and is a predicted model, not a curated record. The coding region runs from base 1 to 201 and encodes 66 amino acids.
AUGGUCUUAUUGAUGCCGGAGUUGAUCCAGGUCAAUGGCCCCGAAGAGCAGCAACGCAAGAAAGACGUGUUCACGCCUACAUGCCACAUCUUCUACGAGCAACGCAUCAUGGAUAUCGCCGAUGGACUCCCCAAGUGGAGCGGGAUGGACAACUCGAGUACAUUGCUAGAUGAUGGAGGGCAAGAAUCCCAUUCGAAAUAA